This is a messenger RNA of Desarmillaria tabescens, 1422 nucleotides long. RefSeq lists its product as uncharacterized. Bases 112 to 1146 code for a protein of 344 amino acids. The transcript has a single exon. Lineage: Eukaryota; Fungi; Basidiomycota; Agaricomycetes; Agaricales; Physalacriaceae. The record is from RefSeq and is a predicted model, not a curated record.
AGCGGCCAGCCUCCGGAUGCACGGGUUUUCGACUUGCCCACCGAGCUCCUGUUCCAAAUAUUUGAACAAUGCUGCUUUUCAGAGCAUCCUCACACCAUACUUCGUCUAUCGAUGGUGUGCUCGAGGUGGAGGGACAUUAGUCUCAGCCUUCCUCACAUAUGGUCCACCAUCGGUAUACCAAUCGACGUCCAGCCUCGCAAAGUGCUCAAAAAGCGGCAGGACAUCGUGGAUCUCUAUCUCCAGCGCUCGAAUACAUCCCCGCUGUCCAUAAUUCUCUAUUCCCAAUCCGGUGCAGUGAAUAGGGAAACUAUGCGCGCCUUCGUAAUCUGGUUCGAACCUCUAAUCACCCUCCUUCGUACGCACGCGCAUCGAUGGCGUACGAUAGAGGUUAGGGCCUAUUUUCCUACUUGUUCAUACCACCACCUCUUUGCUCCCGGCAUAGACAUGGGGAUGCUCGAGAGCCUGAGUGUUCAUGAGACCGAUAGCUCCUUCCACCUUCAUCGCUUCCCCGGAUUCUCCACCGCCGCCAAACUCCAGACUGUCCAUGCUUCUAAGACGCCUUUCUUCGCUCAAGACUCCACCACCUUCCCCGCGUCCCAAAUUCGUACUCUAGUGCUAGAGGACAUGAUGCUAUAUUUUACCACACCCGACAUUGUCGCCUCUUUCCCGAACGCGACAGACCUGACAAUCAUACCUCAUACGACCAUCUACGGGCACAAUCGCUUCGCUACCAGCAGCAUCCGCCACACCGGAAUCACUUCCUUGACAUUAUCUGUGUUAUGCUCGCCUAUCCAGCUAACGGACAUAAUGUCGCGCAUGGAACUGCCCAAUCUUCGGACACUCAUACUCGUCUCCGGACCCCGGAAGCAGUCCCGACGCCGCUUUGAUGCGUCCUGCAUUGAACAUUUGUUCCGGUACUCCGGAGAUUCGCUCCGCCACCUCAUCAUUGACCGUGUCCCUAUCCAAUCGGGAGACAUAGCGGAGCUCGUGGGGAAGAUCCCUGGGCUGGAGAAGCUAGUAGUGAGGGAGAGCGACCUUGGGCAGGAAGAUGAUUAUUGCUCGAUCUCGUCGUCGCGUGUUAGGAGGAUCUUGGAGGAGGACGCCGCAUCUGAAAGACUUGGAGCUCGUAUAUCGGAAGAGGGAUGAUUGUGAGGCGGCGGUUACCGAGGCCAGAGUGAUGGAUGUCAUUGAAGAAAGGAUGUAUUCGCAUAGGCCUUUGAGGAGUCUGACUCUGGGUGUUGGGACUGCGCAUAUCUUUGCGGAGCCGACCCUUAUUCGCUCCCGGAUGAAGGUUCUGAGAGACGCGGGUCUAGGGUACUGUAGUUGAUAUAUACUUUGCACAUGCACAGCUGACUACAUCGUCAAGUUGUUGUACCGCCUUCUCAGCUGGAACACCGUCGUUCUUGCUGUCUAGGUUAUAGU